Ipomoea nil (Japanese morning glory) is the source of this 966-nucleotide messenger RNA. RefSeq names its product protein FAR1-RELATED SEQUENCE 5-like. The transcript has a single exon. Gene Ontology annotation, biological process: regulation of DNA-templated transcription. NCBI's taxonomy places the organism in Eukaryota, Viridiplantae, Streptophyta, Magnoliopsida, Solanales, Convolvulaceae. Gene Ontology annotation, molecular function: zinc ion binding. The record is from RefSeq and is a predicted model, not a curated record. Bases 1 to 966 code for a protein of 321 amino acids.
AUGGAGGAGUUUGGGUUGUUGGAGCAUAGUUGGUUUGUCAAGAUGUAUGAUCUUCGUCAUCUUUGGAUUCCUGCAUACUUUAGUGAUGUUAGUAUGAAUGGUUUAAUUACGACUACUUCCCGGUCGGAGAGUGAGAAUAGUUUGUUUGGUUCUUUUACUACUCCCCAGUCCAACCUGGUUGAAUUUUUUAUGCAUUUUGAUCGUGCGAUUGAUAGUCAACGUUAUUCUAUUAAUAAACUCAACAGUGACUCGGAGGCAUGCUUUCCAGAUUUGAAUACACCACUGUCUAUGGAGAAACAUGCUGCAUAUGUGUAUACUCUUACAGUUUUUUAUUUGGUGCAUGCUGAGAUUUGUGCAACAUGUUUUAGCUGUCGAGUUCUAAAUGUUCGGGAUGACCAAGGGGUCUUGUAUUAUGAUAUUAAAGACGAAAAUGACCGAGUGUUUAGGGUGGUGCAUAAUGUUGCUGAAGUAAAAGCUUCAUGUGGAUGUAAACUGUUUGAAAGGGUAGGGUUGCUUUGUAGGCAUAUUUUUGUAGUUUUCAAAGAUUUGAACUUGGAUUCAAUUCCAUUGGUCUAUGUAGUUAACCGGUGGACCAAGAGUGCAUCAUUGGGUCAAACUUUUGAUAUUGAUGGUGUUGUUGUUGAUCAAUGUAGAGGUGUUGAUGAGAAGUUGGUGAUAUUGAAAAAUGUGUGGUUAGAUAUUCAAUGCUGUGUUAGUAUGGUUCAGUCUGAUAUUGAUCGUUUGAAAGUGUUUUCCCAGAUCAUUAAGGACCACAAGGAUAUGCUUUUGGCUGAUAAGGGUGGCUGUUCUUCUGCUGUUGAUAAGAGGUCACUCAUCGAGUCAAUAUGUGGUUCUUCAGUCUCUUCCGAAGUUUCCAUUCUUCCACCAAACAAAGCAAAGAACAAGGGUAGUGGUAGGCGCAUUAAAGGUUGCAAGGAGAUUGCCAUUGAACAAUGUAAGAAGUAG